Messenger RNA from Exophiala oligosperma, 1261 nucleotides. RefSeq lists its product as uncharacterized. The coding region runs from base 147 to 1097 and encodes 316 amino acids. Gene Ontology annotation, molecular function: protein binding. The transcript has a single exon. The record is from RefSeq and is a predicted model, not a curated record. Lineage: Eukaryota; Fungi; Ascomycota; Eurotiomycetes; Chaetothyriales; Herpotrichiellaceae.
CUUUUAACAUCCCGUCGGUCUACAUAUCUUGACACUUGAACCCUGGGGAGCAAAAGGCUAGUCGAGACACACUCAAGUCGAGAAGAAACAAGAUUGGGGACGACUUAUCGAAGUUGUUUCAUCCUUUUGUCCGAUUGUGAAGAGCAAUGAAAUUCCUCAGUCAUGGCAUAGCAAGGGUACGCGAUCAUCACCACGGCGUCUUGUCUUUAUAUUCACCUUUGAUUUCUCACGGUCUUGCCUUGUUUCCUCCUCCUUCUCCCCAUCAAUCUCGUCGUCCCAUCCACUCUUUUGUAUCUGUCCGAAAACAAAGACAAACUCACCGACCUUUUCGACAUCAAAAGAUUCUACAAGCUCAAUCCGCCCUUCAACAAAGUCUCUUCACCACCUUGUCGUCGUCGUCAACGAACUCGUCGUCUUUUUCCUUUUCCUCUCUGGGUGGGGUUUUCGGUGGUCUUCGCGACAUGUCCACCACCACCUCCCAACCACAACUCUCACCGGCCGAGCAGCGGGACGUUUCGUCAAUCUUGGACUUUUGGUUCUCCCAACCGCCCCUGAACUGGUUCGCCCAUCCCGACCCGGGAGCCUUUGACGCCACCAUCACGGAGAGGUUCGGCCACCUCUGCGAGCGGGCGCGCUCCAACGACCUCGGGGACGGUUGGUCCGAGACGCCCCGGGGGGCCCUCGCCUCCAUCAUCCUCCUGGACCAGUUCCCCCGCAACGUGUACCGGGGCACCCCCGACGCCCACUCCUCGGACCCCCUCGCCCUCGACCUCGCCACCAGGUCCGUCGCCCGGGAGUUUGACCGCCAGGUGGACCCCCUCCAGGCCAUCUUCUUCUACCUGCCGCUCGAACACGACGAGACCCUCGUCAGUCAAAUCGCCAGCGUCGCCUGUUACGAGGCCCUCAAGAGUCGAUGCGCGGAAACCCACCCCGACCACCCCGUGGACUUCCUCGACAGGAGCAUCGCAUUUGCCAAAUCUCACCGGGACGUCAUCGCCAGAUUCGGUCGGUUCCCGAGUCGGAACAAGGUCCUGGGGAGGCAGAGUACGGACGAGGAAAUUCGAUUUCUAGAGGAAAAUCCUUCUGGAUUCUACUGAAGAGCCUUUUUUUUAAUUAGGAACAAAAAAGGGACUCGGUGGACUACUUGAUAUUAAACAUGGUGGCAAAACCUGUUAAUUGUCAAUGUGUCAAUAUGUGACAGCAUACAUUAAAAUUAGAUAUAUAUACAGCCGCCAAAAAGGACAAACAAUUGCUCUUCUGA